Messenger RNA from Seriola dumerili (greater amberjack), 2421 nucleotides. RefSeq names its product lysophosphatidic acid receptor 6-like (gene lpar6a). The coding region runs from base 681 to 1781 and encodes 366 amino acids. The record is from RefSeq and is a predicted model, not a curated record. Gene Ontology annotation, molecular function: lysophosphatidic acid receptor activity. Gene Ontology annotation, biological process: positive regulation of Rho protein signal transduction; phospholipase C-activating G protein-coupled receptor signaling pathway. Gene Ontology annotation, cellular component: membrane. NCBI's taxonomy places the organism in Eukaryota, Metazoa, Chordata, Actinopteri, Carangiformes, Carangidae. The transcript has a single exon.
ACACACACACACGCAUGGAGAGAAGGAGAAGAACUACCAGCUUCAGUUCUGGGUCCUGUGGAGAAGCCUUGUGGUUUGUGGUCAGGACCUUGUGAGAAGUGGAAAGCUGAGGACAACUUUGCUGCUGUGGAGCUGAAAAGGACAAAAACACCGGACUUAAUUUUGUCAAAGUGGAGGGAUUAUGCCAUGAGGACAAUUUCUAACAGACCUGGAUGUGGAUAUGCCAUCAUUCCCAUUUGCGUAGCCAGCAGUUCGCAGUGUUUGGGGACUUCCUGAGUGAAAAGGUGGACACAUCUUGUGUGACUUGAUUUAUCUGAGUAAGUAAAGCUCAGUCUGCAACUCGUGGGGGUGCAGCCUGGUGGAGAGAUAGGGCAGGGGGAGGGGAGGACGCUCCAGCCUGAAUCUCUGUCCUCUGUGAGGGACUCUUUUCAACAUGAGGUAACCCGCAAAAUAACUAACAUCAAUACACAGGAAGGAAUCAUGUUGACCAUGUGCAGCAGCCCUCUCUAACCUGGACAGUGGUGUUGGGGAAGAAAUCUUUGCGCUGAUGGCCUGAGUGUCUUUCAGAGCAUCCUGUUCUCUGCCUUUCUAUCCAUUCAUGGUGGAUUUGCUGUGUGGGGCAGCCCUUUCAUUAUAUAGCUAUUACAUAACAGACAUCCCUCCACUCUUUGUCUCUCAGAAUGUACAACCACACCCCCUCGACUUACAGUUUAACCGCACCAUGGGUGGACAAUAACUCAGCCAACAGCUCUAACUGCAGCAAGAACGAUGGGUUCAAGUACCCUUUGUACAGCACCGUCUUCAGCAUUGUGUUUGUGGUGGGGCUGAUCACCAACGUCGUGGCCAUUUACAUCUUCGCCUGCACUCUGAAGCUGAGGAACGAGACCACGACCUACAUGAUGAACCUGGUGUUGUCUGACCUGCUGUUUGUCUUCACGCUGCCUCUGAGGGUCUUCUACUUCAUCAACCAGAGCUGGCCCUUUGGCAGCACGCUGUGCAAGGUCUCCGUCUCUUUGUUCUACACCAACAUGUACGGCAGCAUGCUCUUCCUCACCUGCAUCAGCGUGGACCGCUUCCUGGCCAUCGUGCACCCUUUUCGCUCGAGGACGCUCAGGACUAAACGCAAUGCUAGGAUAGUGUGCACUGCUGUGUGGGUGCUGGUUCUGUCAGGGAGCCUCCCCACGGGGUUCAUGUUGGAGACCACCUCACAAGAGAACAACAAGACGAACGCUACCUUCUGCUUCGAGAACUUCUCCUCCAAGCAGUGGAAGGCUCACCUGUCCAAGGUGGUGAUCUUCAUAGAAACGGUGGGCUUCCUCAUCCCGCUGCUACUGAACGUAUGUUGCUCCAUAAUGGUGUUGCAGACGCUGCGUCGCCCCCAGACCAUCAGCCGUGGGGGGAAGCUGAACAAAACAAAGAUCCUGCGCAUGAUAAUUGUACAUCUCUUUAUUUUUUGUUUCUGCUUCAUCCCCUACAAUGUAAACUUGGUGUUCUAUGCUCUGGUCCGCACCAAAACUCUAAAAGGCUGCUAUGUGGAGUCUGUGGUCCGAACCAUCUACCCAGUAGCCCUCUGCAUCGCUGUAUCCAACUGCUGCUUUGAUCCCAUUGUUUACUAUUUCACCUCAGAGACCAUCCAGAACUCCAUCAAGAGGAAGUCGACGGCGGGCCGCACGUACGAUGUCAAGUUCUCCGAGGCCCUGCAGUCAGAAACCAGCUCCAACCUGCAGUGCAGCCUGAGGAACCUGAAAGCUAAAGUCUUCCAAAAUGAGUCUUCAGUGUGACAGUGGGGUUGUAUUAAAUUCCAUAGUCAGAAAAACCUCCAUGAGAUCACAGGAAUGGAUUUUAUUUUGGAGUGCUUUGUGAGGCACCUGCCAAAGAAAUAUUAUCUGAUCUUAGUCUUCAUCUCAGGGCAAAUGUUUGGACCUCUGCUCUGCAGUAUUACUGCUACAUGACCCCGCAUUCGCAUGUGUGGAUUUAUUACUUUAUUUAUUACUACUUAUUCAUUUCCCUCUCCUGUGGAAAUCGUGUUAAGCACAAUUACUCUGCCAGUGACCUGGAAGGGAAUGUGAUCACUGAACAGCAGGACAGUUAUGAUAUUGAAUGCCAAAUGUGCCGGUGUAUCUGAACAUUUCUGUGGUAAGUUGUGGUGCUAACUUUAGAAUAGUAUCUAUUAAAUUAACAUAAAGUUAUAUCAAGCUAUAAAUUGUACAGGGCUUUGUUUUUGUGUUGUUUUGUUAUUUUUGUUUUUUAUGGUGAAUUACAAAUAGGUUACAGAAGUGCCUUUUUUUUUUUUGUUCUGGCGGCAUUUCAUUGUAGACUGUAUUAAAUAGUGUUAAUUGCCAUUAAAUGCACUGACAUGGAAUUCCAGAUACUGCACUCAUGCCACAGUGAUGAAUAAAAGUCAUGUACUGUCUAAAACAA